AUGUCUUCAUUCCCUCGUAGUAAUUGCUACAUGUUUGAUACCAAUAUCUCACAAAAGUAUGUUGCGGCAGAAUCUGGUCCUGAGUCAGGUUUAAUGAUGAUUCUGUUAACUAAUUCCUACAAUCCGACUGAUUAUAACACAUAUGCAUUUAUAAAUGACGACACGACUGGUAUAAAUGCUUACACAAGUGACUACGCAACAGGAAAUGAUGGAUUUAGACAUAAAAUUAUUAACCAGUGCAAAAAUGAUGCUGGCUGCACUACACCAAAAUGGGGCUGUCCAAGUAACUUCAUAAAGCAUGGGAACUCCUGCUACAAGUUUGAAUAUACCAGAACAGCGACAUGGUGCAAUGCCAAUAUUGCAUGUUUUAACCUAAAUGCACAUUUGGUAGCCAUAGAAUCUGAGGCUGAGCAGAACUAUUUGAGUGCUAAGAUCACUGCUGAUGGCAAAAAAGGACUGCCCUAUCAUAUUUGGAUUGGCGGAAAUAACCUGGCAGGAGAAGGAUGGAAGUGGGCAGCUGCAGGAUUGGGAUUCACCUCUAAACCAAUGGGAUAUACGCAUUGGGGAAAUGGACAACCCGACAAUGAGAACAAUAAUGAGAAUUGUGUGCAUAUUGGUGCCUGGAAACAUACAUGGAAUGACAACAAGUGUGCACACAGGAAAUAUUACAUUUGUGAAAUAAACUUGUAGAAAUACAAAUGGAAAAUAAAUUAUUUGGACAGCCA
This is a messenger RNA of Owenia fusiformis, 725 nucleotides long. The record is from the annotation of a GenBank genome assembly. Lineage: Eukaryota; Metazoa; Annelida; Polychaeta; Sabellida; Oweniidae.